AGCAUAGUCAUCAUGCAACAAACUAAAGUUCGACCUAGUAUUCCACUUGGACAUAGCUACACGAAGCUGACUCCUCUGGACCAAUACAUGGUGCGUGUGAUCCUUCCCAUGAUGUGUGUUUUCCAGCUUGACAGCGACGUCGAUCGAUCGAGUGUGGUUCAAAAUCUACAAGCCGGCCUGAUCCACACUAUCGACGAGAUCAACAUUCUUGCAGCCUAUGUCGUUCUCGAAGACCCUCGCCGUGGUACUAUCCACCUGGAAUUCGAAGAAGAUGCAGGUAUCACCUUCUUUGUCAAAGAUAUGCCUGAAGUCCGGUUCGAAGAUUUAGCCAAACGCCAUUUCCCUUUCUCAGGCAUGGAAGCAUCUGGAUACUGUCCUGAGCCCUUAGGACAUACUGAAAAGAGCCCUGUGAUGACUGUUCAAGUGACAUUCAUCACUGGCGGGCUCGUUCUUACUUUCAAUGGGCAUCAUUCUGUGCUGGAUGCACAGGCACUAGGCACUUUUGCCGAGACUUGGGCUAGGAAUGUCCACGCUGAGUCGCGUGGAUGGACGGUUGCGAGUUCAGAUCGACUUCCGGCCGGUUGUCUAGAUGGGUCAUAUCUCCUCGGCGGCCACUGUGGGAAGUCAUUGCAAGAGUUCCAGACAUACAAAUCGAUCCCAAACUGUCAAUUCCAGGAGACGCAGUGUCAUAUUCUCGAGUCAGCUGUGAAGGGCGAUCGUGGACAGCAAGAACAUCUAGUUAAACUCUCGCACUGGAUCUUAACCCCCGACGCGAUCGACCGACUGAAACAAGCCAAUCAGCCGCCUUCUCACGAUCUUCCAUUCAUGACUGAAAAUUCAUUGAUCUCCGCGCUCGUUUGGCGGUACAUAACUCGGGCCCGACGAAGCGCAGGAAUCACUGUCGACAAUAGUUCGAUUCUGAGCUCUGUCAAUGUGCGCAGACGCGUUGAUCCACCUCUACCGCUAGAGUACAUUGGUAACGCGAUCGUUCUAGCACGUGCCAAUGCUUCUGUUGGGAAACUGCUGUCGGAUGAAAGUGGAUCACUCUAUCAAUUGGCUCAUGAGAUCACUGAUUCAAUUGAUUGGUGGACCUCCGAACGUAUCUGGGAGCUCGCUGGAACAAUCGAUACCAUCGACAACGUAUGCAAUGCAAUGCACCCACCAUCCGGCUAUGAUGUAUUGAUCACGAGCCCUUCCCGCUUAGAAGACGUGUUAGGGGGCGCAUCAUGGGGAGAUGAUUUGGGCCCAAUACAGGCUCUACGAUUUUCAUUCCCAGCGUUUAUGGAUGGUUUCGUGGUGGUACUUCCGAGCAUCCGAGGCGGCCUAGAGAUCAUGAUAUGGGUGAACCCGAGAGUGAAGACGUAUCUUGGAGAAGACUCUGAAUGGCUCCAGUGGGUCUCUGCAGCCACCUGA
This is a messenger RNA of Alternaria alternata, 1413 nucleotides long. RefSeq lists its product as hypothetical. The annotation marks the transcript as partial. The record is from RefSeq and is a predicted model, not a curated record. Gene Ontology annotation, molecular function: acyltransferase activity, transferring groups other than amino-acyl groups. NCBI's taxonomy places the organism in Eukaryota, Fungi, Ascomycota, Dothideomycetes, Pleosporales, Pleosporaceae. The transcript has a single exon.